AUGUUUCCCGCAGUCACCGGCAAUAUAGAUCUAGAGGCACUGAGUGGCAUAUGUGGAUCCAUCUCGAUUGCGUGCUGGGUGGUGGUCUUCUCCCCACAGAUCAUUGAAAAUUUUCGUCGCGGCUCAGCUGAUGGCCUUUCGCUUCUUUUCCUCAUCGUCUGGCUUGCCGGCGAUGUGUUCAACAUCCUCGGUGCCGUCCUGCAGGGCGUCCUGCCAACCAUGAUAAUUCUCGCGGUGUACUACACUUUAGCCGAUGUGGUGCUCUUAGCACAAUGCUUCUACUAUCGGGGAUUCACACUGCGCGACGAACCAUCCUCGCCGCCGCGGCCUGUCUCUCCCAUCACAGCAGAAACUUACGACGAGGACACUGAGAUUCCCUCCCCUGUCGUGCCUCGGAAGCCCACAGAGCGCACCGCGUUGCUUACCUCCAAACAACGCACCACCUUCUUCAACGGUUCGGCCAUCAUCCUCGUCUGUGCCGCCGGCAUCCUGGGCUGGUACAUCAGCCAAACGUCAUCACUCUCAUCGGACAAGAAUAACAACAACAAGCAUAAAGACAGCCCUGAUGACCUGAAAAUGGACACACUAGGCCAAGUUUUCGGCUACCUCUGCGCAGUCCUGUACCUCGGUUCCCGCCUCCCACAGAUCCUCCUCAAUUAUCGCCGCAAGUCAACAGACGGUGUUUCCCUGCUCUUCUUCCUCUUCGCCUGUAUCGGCAAUUUGACCUACGUCCUUUCCAUCUUGGCGUAUUCGCCUGUGUGUGAACGCUCGCAUCAUGGUCGGUGUCGAUCUGAUGAACUGGCAUCGCUGUAUGGUCGAUAUAUCCUGGUCAAUCUGUCUUGGCUGAUUGGGAGCUUUGGCACGUUAUUGCUGGAUAUGUGUAUCUUUAUUCAAUUUUUCUUGUACCAGGAUGCGAAUGGGGGUGAGGUGGAUGCAGAGGCGAGGUAA
Aspergillus niger is the source of this 948-nucleotide messenger RNA. RefSeq lists its product as uncharacterized. The transcript has 3 exons. Gene Ontology annotation, biological process: basic amino acid transmembrane export from vacuole. Lineage: Eukaryota; Fungi; Ascomycota; Eurotiomycetes; Eurotiales; Aspergillaceae. The coding region runs from base 1 to 948 and encodes 315 amino acids. The record is from RefSeq and is a predicted model, not a curated record. Gene Ontology annotation, cellular component: fungal-type vacuole membrane.